Fukomys damarensis (Damara mole-rat) is the source of this 1090-nucleotide messenger RNA. It is a transcript of the gene Mrpl24, whose product is annotated as mitochondrial ribosomal protein L24. The transcript has 7 exons. Gene Ontology annotation, molecular function: RNA binding; structural constituent of ribosome. The coding region runs from base 358 to 1008 and encodes 216 amino acids. NCBI's taxonomy places the organism in Eukaryota, Metazoa, Chordata, Mammalia, Rodentia, Bathyergidae. Gene Ontology annotation, biological process: translation. The record is from RefSeq and is a predicted model, not a curated record. Gene Ontology annotation, cellular component: ribosome; mitochondrion.
GGUGGGGUUGAGGGCCCACGUGCGAGGCUAGAGGCGGAGGCUCCUCUGAGCGGUUGAAAGGCAGCUGAAGGCCGCUGCACCCGGAGGAGGUACCGCUGCACCGAGAAAGCUGGAGCGGGUGGGUGAAGAAAGUUGGGGUCUGGUGAUGUCUGGGAGCCGGGUGCGCACCCUGGAGGAGGCUGGCGACGCCUUUGCAGCCGUGACCCCAGGGACAGACGUUCCACACCGCGAGCGUCCGUGGCGCCUUCAGAGCUCGCGGUGAAAGUCCCACCACGGAAUGACGCCAGCCUCUCCAGACUGCAGAGAGCUAACAAAGCUUCUGAGUCUCACUGGUGAGAUUUCUCACAGCCUUCAGCUAUGCGACUCUCUGCCCUGCUGGCCUUAGCAUCCAAGGUCACACUACCUCCCUACCACCGCUAUGGAAUGAGCCGCCCAGGCUCCCUGGCAGAUAAGAGGAAGAACCGCCCAUGGAUCAGGCGGCGCCCAGUACUUGUGGAACCCAUCUCGGAUGAAGACUGGCACCUGUUCUGUGGGGAUGUGGUGGAGAUCCUAGAAGGCAAGGAUGCUGGGAAGCAGGGCAGAGUAGUUCAAGUCAUCCGGCAGCGAAACUGGGUUGUCCUGGAGGGGCUGAACACACAUUUCCGCUACGUGGGCAGGACCAAGGAUUUUCGGGGAACCAUGAUUCCUAGUGAAGCCCCCUUGCUCCACAACCAUGUCAAACUUGUGGAUCCUGUGGACAGGAAACCCACUGAGAUUGAGUGGAGAUUCACAGAGGCAGGAGAACGGGUUCGAGUCUCUACAAGAUCAGGAAGAAUUAUCCCCAAACCUGAAUUUCCUAGAGCUGACGGCAUCAUCCCUGAAACAUGGAUUGAUGGCCCCAAAGACACAUCCGUGGAAGAUGCCCUGGAAAGGACGUACGUGCCUCGUCUGAAGACACUGGAGGAAGAGGUGAUGGAGGCAAUGGGGAUCCAGGAGACCAGAAGAUACAAGAAAGUCUAUUGGUAUUGAGCCGGAGACAGCUGCUUCUCCCUUGUCUGAGCUACGAAGGCUGAGGUGCCUGCUCCUCGGAUACUAAUAAAGUGCCAUAGUC